Messenger RNA from Rosa rugosa (rugosa rose), 1768 nucleotides. Its product is annotated as G-type lectin S-receptor-like serine/threonine-protein kinase At1g34300. Bases 291 to 1541 code for a protein of 416 amino acids. Gene Ontology annotation, biological process: protein phosphorylation. The transcript has 2 exons. The record is from RefSeq and is a predicted model, not a curated record. Lineage: Eukaryota; Viridiplantae; Streptophyta; Magnoliopsida; Rosales; Rosaceae. Gene Ontology annotation, molecular function: protein kinase activity; ATP binding.
UGUCUGUCUCACAGCCGGCCUUGUUUCUUCAGAAUCAUCAUGGAAAAUCCACUUAAUUUGAUUCAAGGAUAUUCAUGGGAUAGGGAAAUGAUAGCAUUAAAAUAGUCUCAUUGGUCUAAGAAUGGAUGGAAUGUCUAAUCAUUAUAUAUAUUCAGCUCUCAAACAAAAUCCUUAUGCAUUUUCCUUCCUCUUCUUGAGAAUAUCAUGUCUACAUUGCAUGUAAUCUAAUCUCUUAAACUCUUUCAUAUCUGCAGGUUUGUUGAAUACUAUUUAUUCUGCUGUAAUCUAUAAUGUUGAGUUACCCGAGUGCACAGUCAAACAUCGGACAAAUAGCCAUUCUUGUAGGAGUUGUACUCUUUUUUGUGAAGAUCAUAAUAUUGGUUGCAGAAUGCAAAAGAAGGAAUCAGAGUAGGAUCUCUGAUAACCCAAGUUUUCUGACUCUCACAAUGAACAAAUUUCUGAAUGAUAUGGAAACAGAGAAGCCCAUCAGAUUUACUUCUCAACAACUUCAGAUUGCAACUGAUAACUUCACCAACUUGCUGGGUUCAGGAGGGUUUGGUGCAGUUUAUAAAGGAAUAUUUAGUAACGGAACCUUUGUGGCAGUGAAGGUUCUAAAUGGUACCUCGGACAAGGGAAUUGAAGAACAAUUCAUGGCGGAAGUUAGUACCCUUGGCAGGAUUCAUCAUAUCAACUUGGUUCGUCUUCAUGGUUUCUGCUUUGAGAGACACCUCAGAGCACUUGUUUAUGAGUAUAUGCCAAAUGGUUCGCUUGACAAGUUUCUUUUCCAUGGAAACAAGAUUUUAGGAUUCGAAAAGCUUCAUGAAAUUGCAGUUGGGACAGCUAGAGGGAUUGCUUACUUGCACGAAGAAUGCCAGCAGCUGAUAGUCCACUACGAUAUAAAACCUGAAAAUAUUCUUUUGGAUGUGAACUUCCUUCCUAAAGUAGCUGAUUUUGGUUUGGCCAAGCUGUCCAACAGAGACAAGACUCAUAUAACAAUGACAGGGUGGAGGGGAACUCGUGGUUAUGCUGCACCAGAAGUUUGCCUGCGGUGUCCUAUAACCCACAAGUGUGAUGUGUACAGCUUUGGAAUGCUAUUAUUUGAGAUCAUAGGUAGAAGAAGGAACCUAGACCUGAAUCUGCCGGAGAGUCAAGACUGGUUUCCGAUGUUGGGAUGGAAGAAGUUUGAAGCUGGUGAACUAGAAGAACUAAUGGUAGUAUGUGGUAUAGAUGAAAAAGAUAAAGAGGCAGCAGAGAGAAUGGUAAAAGUAGCUAUAUGGUGUGUUCAGUAUAGCUCUGAGUUGAGGCCUUUGAUGAGUGUAGUGGUGAAAAUGCUGGAAGGAGCACUUGAAAUUCCUAAGCCUUCAAUUAACCCAUUUCAGUACUUGAUGCCAGGUACUCCAAUCGUGGCCGCAUUACCCGCAUAUAGCACUAGUGCAUUCGACACUGAUUUCUCUCAAAAGAUAACUGGACAUAGCUUCUUGCGUGGUUCUCCUAUCAUGAGGAGAUACGAAAUUGAAAUAGCAUCUAGUAUGCUGAAGUAACUGCCUCCCUCAUUCUCUUUCUUUCUGUUGCAAAAUGUCAAAUCUUUCAAUAAUGUACAUUAAGUACAGGCAGUUAGGCAGAGGUUUAUUGAUGUACGUACUGCUUCUCAAACUAUGCUAAUCUGUAGCUAUGUAAAACAUUCAGUCUACUAUUUUAUAUGUUCCAUGACAUUUCUCAAAUGGUACUAAUAUUGGAAUAGCCAGAAAGUACGCCACAAUGUAAAUUC